This is a messenger RNA of Ostreococcus lucimarinus CCE9901, 1407 nucleotides long. RefSeq lists its product with no specific name. The record is from RefSeq and is a predicted model, not a curated record. The transcript has a single exon. Gene Ontology annotation, biological process: tetrahydrofolate biosynthetic process. NCBI's taxonomy places the organism in Eukaryota, Viridiplantae, Chlorophyta, Mamiellophyceae, Mamiellales, Bathycoccaceae. The annotation marks the transcript as partial. Gene Ontology annotation, molecular function: 2-amino-4-hydroxy-6-hydroxymethyldihydropteridine diphosphokinase activity; dihydropteroate synthase activity.
GUGCUCGCGCUCGGAUCGAAUCAAGGCGAUCGCGUCGGGUUGUUUCGCGACGCGUUCGCUAAACUCAGGCGUGACCUCGGUUUCGAGCUUCACGCGCAUUCCUCGCUCUACGAGACCGCUCCGGCGUACGUCGAGGACCAGGGGAAGUUUUUGAACGCCGCGUGCGUCGGAUCUUUUCCCGACGACGUCGCGCGAGAUCCGCUGGCGCUGCUGGAUGGGCUGAAAGCCAUCGAGGCGGCGCUGGGGCGAGACUUCGGGACGCGGCGGUACGGACCGAGGCCGAUGGAUUUGGACGUCAUAUUCCACGGGCAAGGCUCGCAUUCGUGCGACAGAUUGACGGUUCCGCACGCGCGCUACGCCGAGCGGCCGUUCGUGCUGGCGCCGCUCGCAGAUUUGACGGGCGCAGCGACGGCGGCGACGACGAGCGACGCGACGACGGAAGGGCUGCUCGAGGCUCGGAGGAUUUGGGACGGCACCGAUGGAGAGGUUACGGCGAUGGAAAGUGGUGAUAUAGCGCGCGUGAUCCCGAUGAGAGACAGAUUGUGGAGCUGGGGUCGAGAGACGAUGGUGAUGGGUAUUUUGAACGUGACACCGGAUUCGUUUAGCGACGGCGGCGCGUACGACGGCGGCGUGGACGUGGCUGUGCGACACGCCAGGGAAAUGGUCGCCGCGGGGGCGACGAUAAUAGACGUUGGUGGGCAGUCGACGCGACCAGGGGCGACGAGGGUGAGUGGAGAAGUAGAGAGUUCGCGGGUGAUCCCCGUCAUACGCGCGCUCGCUCAAGCGUUUAGCGAAAGAGAAGACGUUUACAUCUCUGUAGAUACGUUUUAUGGCGCCGUCGCGAGCGCGGCUGCGGAUGCUGGGGCUGACAUCAUCAACGAUGUCAGCGGCGGAGCGUGGGACCCCGCGAUGCUACCGACGGUGGCGCGUUUGGAGAAGCCUCUGCCGUACGUCGUCAUGCAUGUUCGAGGCGAUCCGAACAGUAUGCAGAGCGCGAAGAACACGACGUACGAUGGGCACAUUUGUGACGAGGUUGGUGAUGGUCUCUUAGCGACCGCACGUCGAUGUGUGGAGUACGGUAUAGAGCCAUGGCGUCUGUGGAUUGAUCCGGGCAUCGGUUUCGCGAAGACGGGUCGAGCCAACAUCGAGCUGUUGCGAGAUUUGCCACGCGUCCGAAGCCGCUUAGCCCCCUUAGGCGGAGCGCUCAUGAACGCCCCGAUGCUCGUGGGUGCGUCUCGCAAACGUUUUCUCGGUGAGAUAUCGGGAAGGUCCGAAGCGAGCGAGCGAGACGCCGCGUCCGUGGCAGCGCUCGUCGCCGCCGUUAGAGGUGGUGCGGACGUCGUCCGAGUUCAUAACGUCGCGCUGUCCGCGGACGCCGCGCGAGUAGCCGACGCGCUGUGGCGAUGA